Messenger RNA from Closterium sp. Naga37s-1, 690 nucleotides. NCBI's taxonomy places the organism in Eukaryota, Viridiplantae, Streptophyta, Zygnematophyceae, Desmidiales, Closteriaceae. The record is from the annotation of a GenBank genome assembly.
AUGCACCAAACCCUCUCUCGCACCCUCUUCCGCCCUCCUUUCCCUCUGUCUUCCACCUUCCUCCCCCCCUCCUCUCUCCUUCCAUACCCUCUUCACUUCCCCUUCUUAUCCCCUUGCUUCCCUCUCACUUCCCCCUCUUUCGCCCUCAUUUUCCCUCGCCCCUUCCUAAUCCCCUCCCCUUUCCUUCUUUCGCCUCCUUUCACUCUCCUGUCCUCUCCCCUUCCCCCCCAUUCUCCCUCCUCUCCCCCUACCAUUCCUCCCUCCAUUCCCUUUUCUUCCCCCGCCUUUCUCCCUCCUUCCCCCCUCCUUGCCCCUUCCUUCCCUCCUCCUUCCCCCCUCGUUUUCCGCUCCGUUCCCCUCAUUUACCCUGCCCACUUCGAUCCUUUUCCUCUUCCACUGCCCGUCUCCUCCUUUCGCGCUCAUUGUUUCCCUUCCCAUUUCCCCCUUUUUUCCCUCCUUUCCCCCUCCGUCCCCCCUCCGUGCGCGCUCCUGCGCCCCUGCUGCCGCGCGCCUUGCGCGGGUGCUGUCCACGCGGGGCUCAACGGGGCUCUCCACUCGCCCUGCCGCCACACCUGCUGCUCCUCCGCCCCUGCUGCCCGCCUGCUGCCCACUCCCCCCCCUCCCUCCUCGCCACGCCCAUCCCCGCGCUGCGCCCUCCACUCCCCCACGUCAGCUCCUUGCCGCGCCUGA